UUCCGCUUCCGGAGCGCGGGACGAUGGCGGCGGGCGGCGAGGCGGCGGAGGCGGCGGACUGGGCGCUGCCGCUGGAGGUGGAGGUGCUGGAGUCCAUCUAUCUGGAGGAGCUGCGGGUGGUGCGGGGCCGCGGCAGGUGGGAGCCCUGGGAGAUCAGCAUCACCCUGCACCCCGCCACGGCGCAGGACCGGGACUCGCAGUAUGUCCGUUUCACCCUGGUGCUCUCCGUGCCUGCCCAGUAUCCUAACAAAGCUCCGAAGAUCGCCGUCAGGAACCCCCGGGGGCUGUCGGAUGAACAGAUUCAAAAGAUCUCUCAGACUCUCAGAAGUAUUGCUGAAGCCAGGCUGGGGACAGAAGUGCUCUACGAACUGAUUGAGAAGGGGAAGGAGAUCCUUACUGACAAUAACAUUCCUCAUGGCCAGUGUGUGAUCUGCCUUUACGGGUUUCAGGAGAGGGAAGCCUUCACAAAGACCCAGUGCUACCACUACUUCCACUCUCACUGCCUAGCCCGCUAUGCCCAGCACAUGGAGGAGGAGAUCUUCAUGCAGCAGGAGAAGAGAGAGCAACACCUGGCACCAUCCACCAGACAGGAGGUUGGUGUGCAGUGCCCUGUGUGCCGGGAGACCCUGGUCUACGACCUCUGUGCUCUGAAGGCAGCACCACCCCCGCAGCACCCACUGGAGCCGUACAGGCCGGACGCCAAGACACUGCAGCACCAGGAGGAGCUGCGCUUGAUCUUCAAGAGGCAGCAGGAGAAAGGUGGCAUCAUCGACCCCGAGGCAGAGCGGAACCGAUACUUCAUCAGCCUCCAGGCGCCUCCAGCUGCUGCUGAUCCAGACCAAGCAGCCUCUGCCUCUGAGCUGCCGGUGAGUGCAAGUGCUGUGAAUGUUCCACAAGCACCCAGCCAGGCCUCGGCUCUGGAGCCAGCCGAGGCAUUGGAGGCCAGGGCAGAACCUGAGAGGCCUGCAGUGCCCAGAGAGCAGCAGAGCAAGAGGGAGAGGCACCGAGGGGAGAGGCCAGGCCCCAGAGGCCAGGGCCAGCAGACCUGCAGCAGCUUGCAGGAACUGUCAGAUGAAGCCCAUCAUCCACUGCAUAGCUCCAGGGGUCCCAGGGGCUGCAGCCACAGACCGGAGUGGAGACCUGGUGGGAGGCACAGCCAGGAAUUUCCAAAGCCUCGCGGCAGAAGCAGGGCUACUGCCUUGGCUGAAAGAAAGGAGUUGGACUCUGAAGGCCCCUUGCCAGUAACAGAUACGGUGGACCUGAAAGGGGAGCAGCAUGAUAUGGAGAAAUGGACCCAGGAAGGGGCUGAGGCCACAGGCAGGGAGAAGGAGAAUCUGACAUUCAACCGCAGUGAUCACAGAUCAGCUCCCAGCUGGCAGGGCCACCACAGGCCCUGGGAUUGCGGGAGGUGGGAGAGGUCCAGGGCCCAGGGGCGUGGUUCCUACCCCAGAGCACCAAGAGGGCGAGGGAUGUUCAGGCCUGGUGGACGUCGAGAACCUCAUCUUGAGAAGGAGAGUGGCUCCUAGCAGGAGAGGUGAGAGGCUGGGCUGGGGAAGGGAGGGUCUGGUUCUGGGAAGAACAGUGAGAGCUUUGAUGGAACAGGAGCAAGCAGACACUAUCCCUUGGGAGAGAGGAGGAGGCAGUUGACACAUAGCACAGCUUGGAACAGGGUACAUGCAAAUUGAAACAUCCUGGCAUGACAAACUGUCACCUGCCGACUCCUGACAAACCAUGUCAGCUUUAGUCCCAAAGGACAAGGGGACAGAGCAGCCAUCAUCCCUGUGUGUGAGCUGACAAGAAACAGGCAUAGCUACGCAGCAAACUGACUGAGUCAAACAUGCUACCACGGCAGAGACAGCAUCAUGGCAGAACCUACCCUGGUGAAGUGUCACAGUGUAGCUGUGGUGCUGCCAAAUGGCGAGGCUGUGCCAGGAGAGCAGCCUGAAGCCAGGCUUGCUCUGUCCUCAUUUCCUCUCAGAGCACCUCCUCAGCUGCACUCCCUGCCUCUUGGAGACAACCUUCUCCUGCAGCCCUGGCUGCUCUUCAGCUGAUGGGCUCAGCCACACAAGUACUUGGCACUUCCCAGUCCUAGCUGAGAGAGCUAAAUAAAGCUUACAUCAGUGCAUUGGCAGGUCAGGGCUGUCUGGUGGCUGAGGCUUUGGGUUGGCUCCUGGUCCUCAAAGGAAGCCUGAAUUUAGCUGUAACUCCUGUCCUUCAGCUGCUUUUGUGCAGAUAGAAGCUUAUGGGGGCCAGCCUGGGAAGAGCAUUCUGCUUUGCAACCUCUAUCUGUUGGAAUCCCCCUCCUAAGGCCAGACAGCCUGCAGUGAUGACAUGCCCCAAUAUUUCGAAUACUCUUGCCUUCCUUUCAUCUUCAAGCUGAUCUUGCCUCAAGGAAAUAAGGAUUUGCUUUUGAAACAGACUUGGUGCAGUUCCUUCUGCUUCACAGAUUUACAGUGUCCCACUCCAGAGCUGUGACAGGCACUCCCAAGCCCCUGAAGCAGGACACUGCUCUUUGUUGGGUCUUCUCCAGAGCCUGUACCCUUUGUUUUCUCUGCCUCUUGCUUGUGUUCUUUGCUGUUUGGAGCAAAGAUGUUGAUCCCUGGUAUUGCUUGCUCCCCUGCUUCCUGCACUUGAGACCAGGCCAGAGACCUUCCCCUGCCACUCCUGGGUGGCAGGAGUCAUCCCCAUCCUUGCUUUGCCUGGCUUGAUGGAAGCUGCCUCACCCAGACAGUACCAGUUCCUUCACAGUUGUUUGUGCCUUGUGCCCCACCUCUCUUUUGGCCACAUUUGGGUUGUUACAGUCCUUGUGUUGGGUGCAAAAAUGGCUGUGCCACCAUGGACUUGCCAGAGCUUUGGGUGAGAUCCCCAAGAGACCAAGGGCUGUGUGCUGGCUGGGAGGGCAUUUGCACUGCAUCUGCUUUAGCUGAUCCUUCGACACACAAAGCGUGCACAGCUCUCUCCUGAGUCGCCCUCACCUGCUGCCCUGCUCUUUCUGUGCCUGGCUUUGUCCAGGAUGGCUUGGUUUAAGCUGCUGUUUAGAAGCUCUUGUGCUUCAAUUUCUAACAUAGGCCUAUUUUCAACAUUAAUGCUCUAAAAGCAUUUUCCCCCUUUCUUGGUCUGAGAAUACACUACCUGUCCUAGGCUGGGGAUCUUGGAGGCAGACAGUGUCCUGCUAGGGAUGACAGCUGAGCACUUGUUCCCUGAAGAGAGUGCUCAUUUUUCUCCAGGGCUUGCCCUGCCCUUGUUCUGGCUGGUUUCUGGGUGAAGAGCUUUGGGUAAAAAGGUAUAAACUUUGGCACUGGUGCUUGUUCUGCUGCCUCCUGCCUUGUGAAAUUGCUGUGCUUCAAGAAAGGCAUCCCAUCAUGUCUGGAAAGAAAGGCAAAGAUCUCUGCCCCAACUGGCUUCCUUCAGCAAAGCAGCCUUACUCUCGGCAGGAAAGCUGCUCUGCCUCAUGUUUGGAGCAUGGAAAUCAGAGUGACAAUCUGAGUAACUUCAAUAAAAUGCCAGAGGUGUUAAGAGGGUUUUUUUUCCUGGGAGUAAGGCUGUAGGAAGGGCCUUUACCUUUCUGAUUAAACUGCUGUCAGCCUGGGGCAGAGGACAUUUUGCAACAGUACCUGGGAGUGAAUUUUGGCUAAACAAAACAGACCUCCAGGUCAGAGGGGAGGAAUGGAGCCUGCACCCUGGCCUGCCCCUCCUUCCUUGGUGUCUGCCUGUCUCACCUACCUCACAGGGCUGUUGUGAGGCUUUACUGGCAGAAGCACUCCAGCAGGGCAGGGCUCCAGUGGCACCUGUAGCAUUAACACUAUUAAAAGCAAGCAGAUGUUG
Pogoniulus pusillus (Red-fronted tinkerbird) is the source of this 3825-nucleotide messenger RNA. It is a transcript of the gene RNF25, whose product is annotated as ring finger protein 25. Gene Ontology annotation, cellular component: nucleus. The transcript is spliced from 10 exons. The coding region runs from base 24 to 1526 and encodes 500 amino acids. Gene Ontology annotation, molecular function: protein binding; ubiquitin protein ligase activity. Gene Ontology annotation, biological process: protein ubiquitination. Lineage: Eukaryota; Metazoa; Chordata; Aves; Piciformes; Lybiidae. The record is from RefSeq and is a predicted model, not a curated record.